GCCUGCUCUGCCCGCCGCGCUCCCCAGUCCGGCGAUGGAGGCGGCGGCGGCGGAACAAGCCGCCUGCCCCGCGGGGGCGGAGGCCGAACUGGGCAGGUCAUCGUGCUCGGAACCGCCCGCGCCCAGGCUGAGCGCGGCGGAGCUCGACCGCGAGCUGGACUCCCGCAGCGAGCUGAUCGAUGACAAAGAGUUCGACAUUCCUCAAGUCGAUACCCCGCCAACGCUGGAAAGCAUCUUAAACGAGACUGAUGAUGAAGAAGAGUCUUUCAUUCUGGAGGAUCCCUUUCUCCUGAACGUUGAUAACACAGAUACACACUCCUAUGAUACAUCUUCUGUAGCAAGUUCUGACAGUGGGGACCGGACACACCUGAAAAGAAAGAAGAAACUCCCUGAUUCCCUCUCUCUCCAUGGAUCAGUUAUACGGCUCUCACUUCUGAAAGGAAUUUCUGCCCAAAUAGUGUCUGCAGCAGACAAAGUGGAUGCUGGUUUGCCCACUGCAAUAGCAGCAUCAAAUCUGAUAGCAGUGGGGACUUCCCAUGGAUUAGCGCUAAUUUUUGAUCAAAACCAAGCUCUUCGACUUUGUCUGGGCAGCACUGCUAUUGGGGCUCAGUAUGGAGCUAUCUCUGCUCUCAGUAUCAACAAUGACUGUUCGAGGCUCCUGUGUGGCUUUGCAAAAGGACAGAUCACAAUGUGGGACCUGGCCAGUGGGAAGCUGCUACGGUCAAUAACAGAUGCUCAUCCCCCAGGAACAGCCAUUUUGCACAUUAAGUUUACAGAUGACCCGACACUUGCAAUUUGCAAUGACAGCGGAGGCUCCGUAUUUGAACUGUCAUUUAAGAGAGUAAUGGGAGUGAGAACAUGUGAAUCUCGAUGUCUCUUCAGCGGCUCAAAGGGGGAGGUUUGCUGUAUUGAACCAUUACAUGCAAAAGUUGAGCUGAGAGACCAUCCUAUUACUCAGUAUUCAUUGUUGGCCAUGGCCUCUCUAACAAAGAUACUAGUCAUUGGAUUGAAGCCAUCUCUGAAAGUGUGGAUGACUUUCCCCUAUGGUCGUAUGGACCCUUCUAGUGUCCCUCUUCUGGCGUGGCACUUUGUGGCUGUGCAGAACUCUGUGAACCCCAUGCUUGCCUUUUGUCGAGGAGAUGUUGUUCACUUUCUUCUGGUAAAGAGAGAUGAUACUGGUGCAAUACACGUCACUAAGCAGAAGCAGCUUCAUCUACACUAUGACCUCAUCAAUUUUACUUGGAUAAACUCACGGACAGCAGUGCUUCUGGACAGUGUGGAGAAGCUGCAUGUGAUAGAUCGCCAGACACAAGAGGAGCUGGAGACCAUAGAGAUCUCAGAAGUUCAGCUAAUCUACAACAGCAGCCACUUCAAAUCCUUGGCAACAGGGGGCAACGUCAGCGAAGCACUGGCGUUGGUUGGAGAGAAAGCUUGUUAUCAGUCCAUCAGCAGUUGUGGUGGUCAGAUCUUUUACCUCGGAACUAAGUCUGUUCAUGUCAUGACAUUGAGGAGCUGGAGAGAGAGAGUUGACCACCUUCUGAAACAAGAGCGUCUCACUGAUGCCUUGGCUCUAGCUUGGUCUUUUUAUGAAGGUAAAGCAAAGGCUGUAGUAGGUUUGUCUGGGGACACAAGCAAGCGGAAAGCAGUCAUUGCAGACAGAAUGGUUGAAAUCCUUCUCCAUUAUGCUGAUCGGACUUUGAAGAAAUGUCCAGACCAAGGAAAAAUCCAGGUUAUGGAGCAACAUUUUCAGGAUGUGGUGCCUGUCAUAGUUGAUUACUGUCUCUUACUCCAGCGCAUGGAUCUAUUAUUUAACCAGAUAUAUGAUAAGAUGAGUGAGAAUUCUGUAGCUAAAGGCAUCUUUCUGGAGUGCUUGGAGCCAUACAUCUUAAGUGAUAAGUUGAUGGGAAUCACAGCUCAAGUGAUGAAAGACUUGCUCCUUCACUUCCAAGACAAGAACAGAUUGGAAAAUAUGGAAGCCUGCAUUGUGCAUAUGGAUAUCACCAGCUUAGACAUACAGCAGGUGGUAGUUCUGUGCUGGGAAAACCAUCUCUACGAUGCCAUGAUCUAUGUGUACAACAGUGGGAUGAAUGACUUCAUUAGUCCCAUGGAGAAACUGUUCAGAGUCAUUGCGCCUCCACUGAAUGCUGGGAAAUCUCUUACAGAUGAGCAGGUAGUAAUGGGCAACAAGCUGCUUGUGUAUAUAAGCUGCUGCUUGGCAGGCCGUGCGUAUCCAUUGGGUGAUAUUCCUGAAGAUCUGGUACCUUUGGUUAAAAAUCAGGUCUUUGAAUUUCUCAUCCGGCUGCAUUCAACUGAGGGAUCUGUGGAUGAAGAGGUCUAUCCUUAUGUUCGUACCUUGCUCCACUUUGACACUCGGGAAUUCCUUAAUGUUCUUGCUCUGGUCAUGGUAGAGAAUUCUGACUUCACCCCAUCGCAGGUUGGCUGUCUCUUUACCUUCCUUGCCCGUCAGCUCGCCAAGCCCAACAACACGUUGUUUGUGAACAGGACACUUUUUGACCAGGUCCUUGAAUUCCUGUGCAGUCCCGAUGAUGACUCCCGCCAUUCCGAGAGGCAACAGGUCCUCUUGGAAUUACUCCAGGCAGGAGGAAUAGUACAGUUCGAAGAGAACCGCCUUAUCCAAAUGGCAGAAAAAGCUGAAUUCUAUCAGAUUUGUGAAUUCAUGUAUGAACGAGAGCUUCGCUAUGACAAAAUCAUCGGCUGUUACCUGCGUGAUCCAGUGAGAAAGGAAGAAGUUUUCAACUACAUUCACAACAUCCUCUCUAUGCCUGGGUACAGUGCUGAAGAGAAGCAGUCAGUGUGGCAGAAAGCAUUGGACCAUAUAGAGGAGCUGUUGUUGCUGAGCCCCUGUAAAGCAGCUGACUUGGUAGCCAUUCACUUCAGCGAGCAGACUGAGCGCAUCAUUACAAACCUUCAGGACCGGUUCUUACUGUUUCAGUUUCUGAGGAGUCUUCUUGACCCGAGAGAAGGCAUCAAUCAGGACCUGAUACACUUACCGCCCUGCAUCACUGAGCAGUUUAUUGAGCUGCUGUGUCACUACAGCCCAGACCAGGUUUUGGACACACUGAAAGUUAUGGAAUUCUGCAGGCUGGAAGAAACUAUCCAGAUAACACAGAAACAUCAGCUUCAUGAAGCAUCUUCGUAUUUACUGGAGAAGAAGGGAGAUAUCCAUGGUGCCUUUCUGGUUAUGCUUGAGAGACUGCAGAGCAAGUUGCUGAUGCUUAUGCAAGAUGAUGAAAGUUCAACAGAAGUCCCUCUGCUAGAAAAUAUUGAAGAUACUUUAACGAAAACAAUUGCUCUUUGCCAGAGGAACUCACACAAUUUAAACCAGCAGCAACGGGAGGCCCUCUGGUUUCCCCUGCUGGAGGCUAUGAUGUCCCCACAGAAAUUGUCUGGUUCUUCACAGUAUCGAUACUCUGAGUCUUUGAAGAGUUUGACAAUGCAAGUGCUAAACAACAUGGCUGCGUUUAUUGCCCUUCCUUCAAUCCUGCAGAGAAUUCUACAGGAUCCUGUUUAUGGGAAAGGGAAACUUGGAGAAAUUCAAGGGCUUGUUCUGGGCAUGCUGGACACUUUUAACUAUGAACAAACCCUUUUGGAGACAACUACGAAUCUUUUAAACCAUGAUCUCCAUUGGUCCCUGUGUAACCUAAGAGCUUCUGUUACUAGAGGGCUUACCCCAAAGCAGGAUUACUGCUGCAUUUGUCUACAGCAGUACAAAAGAAGGCAAGAAACUGCUGAUGAAAUCAUUAUUUUCAGCUGUGGCCACUUGUACCAUUCCCUGUGUCUGCUGAGUAAAGAGUGUGGUUUAGUAACCAAAGGCCUGAUGAGAUGGACGUGCUAUAAGUGCAACUCUAGCAGCAAGGGAGGAAAACUGAGUGAGAACUUUUCAGAGCUGAAAAAAGGAAGCGGAACAUCGUUGGCACAGGCAAGUUCAGAGUCUCUGCUGGAUCCUCAGCAAAUCCAAGCUUUUGAUCAACUCUGUCGGCUCAACCGAGGAACCUCUAGAUUAGCUCUUCUGACUGAGCUGUCUCGCAAUCAUGGCGGUGAAAAGCACGGACUGCUCAGCGUUUCCCACGGUGACCCUGCCACAAGCAGUGUCUUCCAGAAUGAGAAUUUCCAGCUCCAUCUGGCCCCUCCUCCGCUUGCUGAAGACUAGAGCUUCUGGCCUCCCGCCCUGGCUGCAGGGAACCACGGUUGGUUUUGGGCCUUGGUGCAGGGAAGCUUCUCCAUGAUGACGCCGAACUUCUUCCCCUCUUCCUCUGCUCCUUUCCCAGAACCCUUUUAUGUGUUGGGUCUUGUUGGGCAGUUCUGGGCAGCAGCGGCUGCAGGUAAUUUUCUAGUUCUGCUGCUGCUUCUUACUGUACAGAUUGACAGCUGCAGAAUGCCUGGUGCGACUGGAAGUCGUAGACUCUGGUGUCAAAAUCCUGGCUUGCUGAAGCAGUGUGCAGCAUUGUGGGUAUCUGCACUAACCCUGAGGCUAAUGGCAGCAGGGGUAACUUUGCCAAGUAACUGGAGCCUGUUCCUUAGGCUGGAGGAAUGCGGCCUGUGUGUGCCCAGCACCUGUAUGUCUCAAGGUGCUGUGUUGCAGUUGCUGAUGAGUACCACACUUGAGCAUUAAUUUUAGCACUAGUAAAAGCUGUCAUUUUGCCAAGGCCUGGCCCACUGCCUUACAGACAGAGCCAUGGGUGGUUUGAUGGCACAGAAUGGGUGGACCUGGAAAAGACUGAAGAAUGCAAGAAAAUGAUACACGUGUGAGCAAACUAACCGGGGCGCAGUGUGCUCCUAUGAACUUCCAUUAAAAAAUGCCCUUGGCUGAAUUUGGCUGUAUGAGUUGUGGGCAAAGGGAGUGGUGAGAGGGCUGGCGGUCUGGCAGCAUUGCUGGCUGCCAUUUUUUAGUACUAUUGCCACUGAAUGCUCGUAGCAAAGGGCUGUGUCUGGUCCCUGUGGGUGAAGCACAAACCUCCCCCUUCCUCCCAUGGUUGUACACAUGCUAGCACCUGCAGGGAUGCGUAUGUGUAAAGGUGGCAUAUGAGCCACCAGCCACAAAACAAAACCUACAGGCCCUUUUUGGCAGCUUUGGCUGUUGCUUUUUGCACUGCUGCUGGUCCAAAAAGGCAGCAGGAUGGUUCAGCGCAGUUCAGAUCAUCCGCAGGGCUUUGGAGGCCCUUGAGGGCUGCAAGGUGGAGAGGACUGGCGUGAUUGGCACUGAUGGUCAAAGAAGUUUGCCAGUACUAGUUAACCCAGUGUUUCACAACACCAAACUGGGGAGUGCCAAAGAGCAAGACUCACUAUGUUCUUCCCAGUCUAGUACCUUUAUCUGACUGCACUUGUAGAACUGCAACCUAAUAGCAACAGUGACUAACGUUUCUGUAAUGUCAUCCCUGGCUUGUGAACGCAGUCCAGAGCUGCCGUAACAGUGUGUGCUACUGGUUUGGUAAUUAUUAUCUCAUGUCUUCCCCCAUUCGUUUUGGCACUAACUCUUGAGUGUUUGGGGGUAUGAUACCCUCAGGGUCCCAGCUAGCACCCUGAUGAGCUGCAAAAAGCUUUUCAAAAUACCUUUCAGCUUGGUCCAGUUGCCUCCCCUCUUUUCCAAACUGGUCCCAAAGCCAGUGCUGUGGGUAGGACUUGCACAGCAGCUUGCAGAUAGUGCUUUUCAUUUGUGCAGAACUAACAGAGUAACCUGGCUCAUCCAGGCAGAGCUUACACUGGAUGGAAGGAAUUAUGGGGACAACACUGUUGCCCCCAAGAAAAGCAGAAGCACCAGCUGCCAUGCAGAAGUCUGUUGGUCUGAGGAGCAGUGCCAGAGCCAUGGACUGUGGGGCACGGUGUGCCUGGUGUGUUCACGUUUUUCCUCACUAGCAUUAAGGACUACCCAGCACCCAAAACAGCCCCAGAGUGAUGUUUCUAGCCUGCAGUUGCCAUGUGCACCUGGCCAGAGGUAAGUCAAGGGACUAAAGAUAGCUAAGCUCUUCCAGAUGUCAGCCUGGUCUUGUAGCUCUUUUCCCAACAUCCUCCAUGCAACAUGGGCAGCUCAUCCUUUUAGAGUCAAAUCAGAACCUGAGCUGUGAGUUUGCACACCAACCCCAGUAAUCAUGAAGUCCGUGAACCCAGCAGGGCCAGGCCUGGUGCGCUCCACCAGGUUACUGCAUUUCUAUCCAUAGCACUGGGUGGAUGGUUCGGCUGAUGCCAUCUGAAGCCAUAAAUAAUGCUUCCUUUGCUGGAAAGCUCAAAACGCUUCACUGUAGUACAGAAAAUACACAGUUACUUAGGAUAAGCAAAGAUUUAGUUGUUUAGUAUUUUAUUAAAGAAGAAACAUACACACCUCUCCCUGGCAGAGUGGAGCCGCUAGCUCAGGGCAAGUCUUUUACAGCAGACCUUUACCCGUGUUUGUGCAAAGAAAAGAAAUCCCAUUUCUGUGAGGACCGUGUUUCCGAACUAGGGCGAGUGAUGCGAGCUUUGUGAGAAAGGUGACACAGUGUUGGCUGCUAAAACACUUCCCAGAACUAGCCCUGUCCCACACCAGGCUGCUCCACUGAAGUUUUACAGGUACAACGUACGGGAGAGGCAGCUUAUUGUGCUUAAGACAUCUGAACAAAUCCUGGUAGGAGAUACUCACAGCUUGUGAAUAUUGCUAAUUACUUACAGUUAAAAAAGAAUGUAUCUUGACAACAGUGAUAUGGAGCUGCAAGACCACAGGAUCUUAGGGUAAGUCUUGGGCAUAGCCGCCGAACUGAUCUCUCACUACGCUCCCAGCAGGUGCCCCCCAAGAGCGGGAGGAGCAGACCCUGCUUGCUUGCUCGCUCUUGCCAAGUAAGAGGGUUCAAGUGCCCCUUCCUGUGCUUGGCACCCCACGCUCGACAGCGGGUGGCAGCCCCCCGGCCUCUGCGGAAGGGCCCCGCUGCCGUUAGUUCCUGAGAGGAUGCAUCUGCCUGUCCCCCCGUGCGCCCAGGAAAAGCCUCCUCCGGGUAGAAAGCUCGGGCGGGCCAGGCACAGGAGCGAGCGUUUGCAGCUCCCCCCUCAGGUUACAAGUGAAAGGUUAAAUAUGAGUAAAUGCUGUAGGUUUAUACAUAAUGUUUUCUUCUACCUAUGAAAUGUGUCUGGUCAAAGGACAGUAAAACAUUGUUAGAAACUUUGAUUAACCAAGAAAGACAACCCCCACCCUUAAAAAAUAAAUAAAUCCUAUUGAGUGUUUA
Messenger RNA from Rhea pennata, 7208 nucleotides. RefSeq names its product VPS8 subunit of CORVET complex (gene VPS8). Gene Ontology annotation, biological process: protein targeting to vacuole; endosomal vesicle fusion. Gene Ontology annotation, molecular function: protein binding. The record is from RefSeq and is a predicted model, not a curated record. The transcript is spliced from 44 exons. Gene Ontology annotation, cellular component: CORVET complex; HOPS complex; early endosome. NCBI's taxonomy places the organism in Eukaryota, Metazoa, Chordata, Aves, Rheiformes, Rheidae. Bases 35 to 4171 code for a protein of 1378 amino acids.